Molecule: messenger RNA, 1472 nt
Organism: Drosophila santomea
Lineage: Eukaryota; Metazoa; Arthropoda; Insecta; Diptera; Drosophilidae
Product: CD63 antigen
Exons: 3
Coding region: 276-995 (239 amino acids)
Cellular component (GO): membrane
Source: RefSeq, a predicted model, not a curated record
UCAGUCGAAACGGACUUCGCUCCAGACCCCUAAGUCCAAGUAUCUCGCAGGCAAGCGGUUCUAGCUUGGGAUUGAUCUAAAGUUGAAAUAAAACUUGGGAUUGAUCGAAAGUUGAAAUAAAACUUGGGAUUGAUCUAAAGUUGAAAUAAAACUUGGGAUUGAUCUAAAGUUGAAAUAAAACUUGGGAUUGAUCUAAAGUUGAAAUAAAACUUGGGAUUGAUCUAAAGUUGAAAUAAAACUUGGGAUUGUACUAAAGUUGAAAUACAAACUUCAAAAUGCGUUCUUGCGGUCCGAGUUUAAUUAAAUAUGUCUUGUUCGCCUUUAAUGUGCUCUUUGCGAUCUCCGGCUUGGGAAUUCUCAUAGCUGGUGCCGUUGUCCUGGCCGAUGUGAGUGAAUUCAAUCACUUUGUCGAGGGUCGAGUCCUGGCACCGCCCAUUGUCCUUAUAGUCACGGGCCUGAUCAUAUUCCUGAUAGCUUCGCUGGGCUGUUUCGGAGCGAUCAAGGAGUCUCCUACGCUUCUAAUUACGUUCGCUGUCCUUCUGGCCGUCAUCUUCAUUGUGGAGCUGGCCGUCGGGAUUGCGGCCAGCGUUUUCAAGAAGGACCUGGAGGGAAUGGUGAAGAACUCGCUGCAGGAGUCCAUCAAGCGCUCGAACAGCGAGGACACCAUGGCCUGGGACAACAUCCAGCAGAAGCUGAUGUGCUGCGGUGUGGACUCCCCGGCGGACUGGAGGACACUCAGUGCGAACAAAACGCUGCCGGGCAGCUGUUGUCAGCCGCAGUUCAUCGACACCACGGUGGGUCACUGCCUGGACUCACCGGCUCUGGGUAAGGAUAAGUACUUCCAGGAUGGCUGUGUCGGCAAGCUGAGGGAUCGCAUCGAGAAGAACGCCAUCAUACUGAUCGGUGUGGGCAUCGGCAUUGCUUUUAUCCAAAUUCUGGGCAUCGUUCUGGCCUGCUAUCUAGCCAACUCCAUUCGACAGGAGCGGGCCAAGUAAUACCCAUCAAAGCAAUUACACCGAGUGUAAUCCAUCCAUAAAUAUAAUUAAUAGCUGUUUAAUUUUAUAUAGUUGAAAUUCCUGUACCGUUGAAUUCUGCUCAAUUUACAUUACUUACUUACUUUACGGUCAUUAAACUUACCCUCAAAAUCGAAAGACACACAUUUAUAUGAAAAACGCAACAAUUCAUAUGAGUUCCAAUCAUUUUCUUUACCAGACUCUCUGUUUUCAAAUCCGAUGCCAUCUCAGUUUUCAAAUUCCAUCUAUCUUAUUGUGUUUUUGAAAUAUAUCCCCUACUCAAUCUUUUAUAAUGCAUUUUUGUAAAAACAGCCAUGUUUCAAUUAAAUGUGUAUACCUUUUCAUGGAAAAUUGUUGCUUUGUAAUAUCGAAUAAAAAUUAGCCAUAUUUAUAAUAUCAAUAAAUAUUACCUUACUACCGUUUUGGCAAAUGAGUUUUCCCAUUGCUGAAUGUUAGGUG